UUUGGGUGUAAACAUUUUCAUUCAGCUUCAUUCGUUUCGGGACUUUGAUAUUUUAUUGCAUUAUUGCUUAAAUUAAAUAUUUAUAAUUAAUUAUUCGCGUUCAAACGGAUAAAGUGAAAAAGCGCUUCUAGAAUGGCGGACGUACGCGAUAUCCUCGAUAUGGAGCGGGCGAACACGCCGGAGGUGACGCGAGAAUCAUUUCUUGCACAGAAACGGAGAAACUUUGAAAAGGCCAAAGGCGUGUCAAAACGGCCGGAAGGUAUGCAUCGCGAGGUGUUCGCUUUGCUCUAUAACGACAAUAAGGAUGCACCCCCGUUGCUGCCCACGGACACAGCUCUUGGCAUUGGUGCUGGUUAUAAACAAGCAAAAGCGCGUUUGGGUAUGAAAAAAGUGCGUAAAUGGGAAUGGGCGCCUUUUAAUAAUCCAGCGCGCACAGAUGGUGCCGUGUUCCACCAUUGGCGGCGCACCACUGAUGACCAAAAAGAAUAUCCUUUUGCCAAGUUCAAUAAACAUCUUCAAAUACCCAGUUAUACCAUGACCGAGUACAACACACAUCUGCGCACGAAUGUACAAAAAUGGAAUAAAGCGCAAACAGAUCACCUAUUUGAUUUGGGCAAACGUUUCGAUCUGCGUUUCAUCGUUAUGGCAGAUCGUUGGGAUCGUGCGCAACAUGGCGUCAAGUCUGUGGAAGAUCUCAAAGAGCGUUACUAUGAAGUGGUCGGUCUAUUGAGCAAAACUAAAGGGCAAACUACUGACAAAAAACCAUAUGCAUUUGAUGCAGAACAUGAGCGUAAACGUAAGGAUCAACUGAAAAAGUUAUUCGAACGUACAACACAACAAGUCGAGGAGGAGCAAAUGUUGCUGAACGAACUAAAGAAGAUCGAAGUGCGUAAGAAGGAACGUGAGCGCAAAACGCAAGAUCUACAAAAGCUCAUCUCACAAGCGGAUCAACAAAGCGAUGCCGGCACCAACGUACAAAGUGCACGCAAAUAUGAGAAGAAACUUGUUAAGAAAAAGCUGCACCAUCAGCCGCGUCCCUCGAAAGUUGAUUCCGUUGUUAACGCUAUUGAGGUAGGCGGUAGUGGCAUAAAAUUCUCAGAUCUGCGCGGCUCAGGUGUUUCGUUGCGCUCGCAAAAAAUGAAGCUUCCAGCAAAUAUCGGGCAGCGUAAAGUAAAAGCAUUGGAACAAGCCAUACAAGAAUUUAAAGUUGAUCCCUCUCCACCACCCACCGAAGAUAUAUGCAAUUCAUUCAAUGAACUGCGCUCAGAUAUGGUUCUGCUAUGCGAAUUGCGCACUGCUUUGUCGACGUGUGUCUAUGAAAUGGAAAGCCUCAAACAUCAGUAUGAGGCAGCUUGCCCGGGAAAGACUCUGAACAUUCCGCCGUCAUUAAUACCAGCCGAACCCAUCAAACAAGAGAUGAUCGAACCUGGUACUUCCGGCACUGGCACAAGCGGUUGAAAAAAUUGCGUUUUAAUCUACAAAAAUCUAUGCAUUAUUAAAAGUGUGACGAAAUAUCAGCAAUACACAUAUUUUUUGCUAAUUUCUAUUGUGUCUAAUCAAAAAAACUAAAUAUUAAAAGUUUGUGACUCAAAAUUAAAGUGA
Molecule: messenger RNA, 1602 nt
Organism: Anastrepha obliqua
Lineage: Eukaryota; Metazoa; Arthropoda; Insecta; Diptera; Tephritidae
Gene: DMAP1
Product: DNA methyltransferase 1-associated protein 1
Exons: 7
Coding region: 133-1458 (441 amino acids)
Biological process (GO): DNA repair; negative regulation of transcription by RNA polymerase II; chromatin remodeling
Cellular component (GO): NuA4 histone acetyltransferase complex; nucleus; Swr1 complex
Molecular function (GO): transcription corepressor activity
Source: RefSeq, a predicted model, not a curated record